Molecule: messenger RNA, 6314 nt
Organism: Micropterus dolomieu (smallmouth bass)
Lineage: Eukaryota; Metazoa; Chordata; Actinopteri; Centrarchiformes; Centrarchidae
Product: PH domain leucine-rich repeat protein phosphatase 1-like
Exons: 16
Molecular function (GO): protein binding
Source: RefSeq, a predicted model, not a curated record
CCUGGCCGCCGUUUACCGACCGUCUCUCCCUCAUCUGUCAGAACAGCAGCAGUCGCGCAUACUCGCGCUUUCUCCCAUGGGGACAAACUAGAAACGCGUUUUCUCACCUCGACCGGCCGGUUAGCUCCUGUGAGCGAGCUAACGGGCGUAUUAUGAAAUGGGAUGAUGUAGCGGAAUAACUGUUUGGGACGAACCGCGCAAUACUUUAGCAUGCUAAGCUAACGUGGAGCCGAAGCCAGUGAGCGAGCUAACGGCUGUUAAGCUAACGCAGGCUAGCAUUCACCUGCAGGCUGCUCUUGCUAGCUAACAGGAUGGAAAGUGUGAAGGAAAACGAGUCUGGGGCGCUUUCAACUUCAUCAACACCACAGGGGGUACUUGAUCCUGGCGGUGACAGCGGUUCCGUAAAGCCAAGUGGACUAACACCGAUGUCAGCGGGAAGGAGACCCUCCACCGGGGAGGAUGACGGUGGGGGCGCAGAGGCGAAACUCUUCGGGAAGGGACUUGCAGCCACCUCCCUUCUUCAGAUUGCGAUAAGGAACGGGAUCUAUCAAAACCAGGUUGCAAACGCUAUCGGCGGUGCGGCCAAAAAUAUAAACAUACCUGCCGUGAAAACAGCCAACAUUUACAGCCUGACAUCAGUCAACAGCACCACUUCUGUCAACUCUUUGCUGAGCAGGAGACGGCAGAGACAUAAGAGGAAUCUGUCGCUGGGGGCUCCGCCGACCAGCUGCUUGCCUGGUGGGUCCCCUGCGGAGGCGGUAAGUCCCGCUCCCUCAGCCUCUCCGCUGAGCACCCUCAGCCUGGAUAGGAGGACUUUUCUUAGGCAGAAGCAAUCAAAGCAGCUCCAGGCCUCGGAUAAGACAUGGGUGAGAUCGGACCUCCGGCGGGGCUGCAUUCACGUCCACGACUGGCUCACGCCCUCCUACCCGCGGCCGGUGCUCUGCACAGUGGACACCACGGCUGGAGAAGUAGCCAGCAAGCUGGAAGCGAGCAAAGCUGGAGCUGUGUUGAGAAUUAACAGCAAAGCCACUGCUUUAGUUGACCUAAAUGAUAAUUGUAAAGAUAGCAAUGGACAGACCGAUGAAAUCGAAAGUCUCAGCGACAGUAUGGAUGUCAAAAACCCCAAAGCAGAAGAGAAUGAGCACACAAAACAGCAUUAUUCUGAUAUCAAACUGUCUUCCAACUUGUUGGAUUAUAAAACCACAAGUAACUCUUCAUCUGAGCUCUGUCUAAACCACAUUGGGGUGGAUUUGAGCCUGGGUGUGGCAGAGUGUUAUGGUGUCUACUCUGGUUCGGAUAUGGAGAGCAGCACCUGUGAGGACUUCAGCCCCGGUGGACCCAGAAGCACAGAGCUCCGGGACUCUCUCAGUGAUGGGGUGGGCCUGGGCACAGACUCCUCAGCAUUAAGCCCAAACUGUGACAGCGCCACAGAGGGAACUGACCCGUUUGAGAGCUCCUCAGAUGAAGUAGAGCUCACCUCUUCUCCAACUCAUUCAGCAGGCAACUCUGCUGCCGACCAGCAAGCAGACCUGCCUACCACAGACCCCUGCAAUGCUUCCAGCCAAGUGACAAACACACUAGAUGACACUGAGGCCGGAGCUGGUGAUAACGUAGAUGCCCCCAAAUUAAUCAGACCUCCCUCUAAAUGCCCCAGCAGUUCUCAGGCUCGGCCCCUGACCAGCCAAGCAUCUGUCCAGCCUGACCUGGAGAUCCCCGUGGGGAGCAGAGGAUGGCCCGAGCCCAUCAAUACUAGUCCGACCCCGGCUCUCUUCGUCCAGCUGCAUGGUGGAGCUGUGCAGCGUCUGGGAGAUGAUGAGAGGCCUCUGCAGAUAUUAAAUGAGUACCUCACUAAUCUGGGGUUUGAAGACCCAUGGAGGGUGCAGGGGGAGGCGAUGAAUCCAGAAAUUGGCUGCCUGAUACGCUUCUACUUUGGAAAGCCUCGAAGUGUGGGCGGUUCUGAGCGCGUGCAGCUCUCUGGGGUGUUCAACGUGCGGAAAGGGAAGCUGGCGCUGCCCGUGAACCGCUGGUCAAAGCGCCAGGUCACACUGAGUGGAACCAGCCUCAUUGUUUCAUCAGUGAAACACGCCCACACUGGCAAGAUGCACAUUCUCCCUCUCAUCGGAGGAAAGGUGGAGGAAGUGAAGAGACACAGCUUCUGUCUGGCUUUCAGCUCAGCUGGUCCUCAGAGUCAGACUUACUACAUCAGCUAUGACUCCUACACAGAGCACCUCCGCUGGCACAGGACGGCCUCAAAGAUUGCGUCCCAGAGAGUGAACUCAGUCGACCUCUCGUGCUGCAGCCUGGAGGAGCUGCCUGCUCAGCUGUUUUACAGCCAGGACCUCACACACCUCAACCUCAAAAACAACUUCAUUUCACUACACAAAGGUGUUCCAGCACUCACCAGGUUUUGUAAACUAAAAAGCCUCAGUUUGUCAAACAACGCUCUGUCAGAGUUUCCUCUGGCCUUGUGUGACAUCCCCUCGCUUACAGAGCUAAACCUGUCUGGAAAUCGCCUCUCAUCUCUGCCUGCAGACGUGGGAACCAUGCACAACCUGCAGACUCUUCUCCUGGACGGUAAUUUUCUGAGUUCUCUGCCUGUGGAGCUGGGCUCUCUGGAGGGCCUGACUUACCUCGGCCUGUCCUUCAACUGUUUUAUCUGCGUCCCCCCCGUCCUGGAGAAGCUCAGAGGCAUGGAGAGACUCUGUCUGGCAGGGAACCAGCUGUCUGUCCUGGAUAUAGCCGGACUGCAGUGGCUGCCUGCUCGCCACAUAGAUCUCAGGCUGAACCAGCUUCAAAAGGUGACAGUGGGAGACUCAGAGCAGCUGGUCCACAUCAUCCAGCUGGACCUGAGGGACACUGGUUUACAGGAGCUGGAUGUCAGGCCGCUCUGUAGGCUGGAGCUCCUCCGCUGUGACAGAAACACACUCUCCCUCCUCAGAGUCGCUGGCCACGCCCUCAAGAGCCUGCAUGCUGGACACAACGAGCUAAAAGUCCUGGAGGUGCAGCCGGUGCCAGAGAAUCUGACUGUUCUGGAUUUGUCCUGGAACAAGCUGGCAUGUGUCCCUGAGUGGGUGUGUGAGAGCAGCAGACUGGAGGUGUUGGACAUUAACCAUAAUUCUGUUACAGAGCUGCCCAUAAGGUGAGCAUCACACAAGCUCUCAAACACCUGCAGCAUACACGCAAUUUUCACAGACUGUGUAGAAAGAUGUUCUCAAAAUGAGGAAGGACAGGCAGGUAGCUGCUUGGAUGUAACAAAUGUAAACCAUUUAAUGGGUCAUAUAACACAUAAUUAAAGAUUUCUCAAAGACAUCAAACACAAUCUGUCGAUUUUUCAUCACAGCUUGCGAUACCUAAAUGUGUCGGCCAAUAAGCUGGAGAACCUCCCUGCAGCCAGCCUAUCAGAUGACAGCUCCAGCCGCCUGGAGGAGCUCUAUGUGACCAAUAACAGCCUGUCCGACAAGUGUGUCCCUCUGCUAACUGGACACGGCAACCUCAGGGUGCUUCACAUCGCCUACAACCAGCUACAGACCUUCACUGCCAGUAAACUGGCACGACUGGAGCAGCUGGAGGAGCUGGACCUGAGCGGAAACAGACUGCGGGCUGUACCCACCACCAUCCUCAGCUGUCAGCGUAUGCACACCCUUUCCGCUCACUCCAACUGCAUCAACGCCUUCCCGGAGGUUCUCCAGCUCCCUGAGAUCAAGUGUGUCGACUUGAGCUGCAACGAGCUGACAGAGGUGACUCUGCCAGAGACGCUUCCUCAGAAACUUCAGGAGCUGGACCUCACAGGCAAUCCUCGUCUCAACCUGGACCACAAGAGCCUGGAGCUCCUCAAUAAUAUCAGAUGUUUCAGGGUGGAUCCAUCACCUUCAGCUCCAUCUGUAAGCGAGAGCCACGGGGCCCCUGCAGUCUGGAGCCACAGCUACACAGAGGCCUCCGGAGUCAAAAACAAGCUCUGUGUGGCUGCUCUGGCCCUGGACAGCUUCUGUGGGAUUCGUGAAGCUCUGUAUGGAGUAUUUGACGGAGACAGGAACGUCGAGGUGCCUUACCUGCUGCAGUGCACCAUGGGAGACGUGCUGGCAGAGGAGCUUCACAGGGGCCCGAGACAGGAAGAUUACAUGACCAACACUUUCCUCACCAUGCAAAGGAAACUGGGCACAGCAGGCCAGAGGAUGGGCGGCUCAGCAGCUUUAUGUCACAUCAGACACGACCCAGUGGCUCCUGGUGAGCACGGCGGCUGCUUCACCCUGAAGGCCGCGAAUGUCGGCAGGUGCCAGGCAGUUUUAUGCCGCGACGGCAAAGCUAUGCAACUCUCCACCACACACACUGUCAAAGAGGAGCCAGAGUAUCAGAGGGUCCGGCAGCAUAACGCCAUCAUCACCGAGGAUAACAAAGUCAGUGGUGUAACUGACACCACCAGAAUUAUGGGUUACUCCUUCCUGUGCCCGUCUGUGACCCCCAGACCCCACGUCUCCACAGUGACCCUCACCCCGCAGGACGAGUUCUUUCUCCUGGGCAGCCGUGGCUUGUGGGACAUGUUGUCUCCCUGCGAGGCGGUGGAGGCGGUCAGGAAUGUACCGGAUGCUCUGGCUGCUGCUAAGAAGCUGGUGACUCUGGCUCAGAGUUACGGCUGCUCUGACAGCCUCAGUGCCGUUGUCGUCCAGCUCAGUAUCACAGAAGACUGCUGCUGUUUCUGCGAGCCGCCACCUCCACCCCCCAGCCCCGGCCUGGGCGCACACACCAGCACACACCCCUACUCAGCAAGUGGUGACGGCGGCAUACCUCUGCCACCGGCCUCCUCAGGAACAGUGAGCGAGCUGAGCAGCGAGUUCAGCACAUCUGAGAUGAGCAGCGAAGUGGGAUCCACGGCGUCCUCAGAGGAGCCGCCACCUCAGACCGAGCCCCUGACGUCCCACCUGAACCUGCCUGGGCGGGCCGGCGUGCGGAGACCCGCCUGUAGAGGUGGGAGCUUCCGGAGGCAGUUCUCCGGAGCUCUGUCCGACAACGGGGUCGACAGCGAGGACGAGGAGCCCAUCGCCGGCGUCUUCUCCAACGGCAGCCGCGUAGAGGUGGAGGCUGACGUCCACUGUCUGCACCGUCAUGACUGCCCAGCACCCCAAACACACGCUCACGCUAAACCAAGCACAAACAUCCCUCCCGCCGUCGCCUCGCAUCAUGAGCCUUCACCUGUUCCCUUCUCCUCCCCGUCUCCUUCCCCCGUCCCUCCCUCCUCUCCCUGUCUCAACGGGGAGCCUCUGUCCGGGACUCUCGGCCGCAGGGCUCGAGCUAACGGCUCCGUGGCCUGCCAAGGAAGGAACCAGGACCUCAUAGAGGAGGCGGCCGACGCUCCGGUCAGGAAGCAGGGGGGCUACUUCAACGCUCCUGCCCAGCCGGACCCCGACGACCAGCUCAUCAUCCCACCAGAGCUAGAGGAGGAAGUCCGGCAGAUCAUCCAGCAGCAGCAGCAGCAGCAGCAGCAGCAGGAGCAAAUUCAAGCACACAACCAGCAAGCACACAGCUACCAGAAACCUGCAGACUAUUUCGUCACACCCCUCUAACUUCUGCUCCCACCUCCACAACAGAUGGUGUCAACUUCUCAUCCAGGAUUUCAGUUUCAGGGAUACAGACCUGUGGAACCAGGACUGUUGGUCUUGAUGCUCUGCACUGCAUUAAGUUGUACCGCUCCCUCCAAAAACCUAAGUAUUCUGAACAUGCUUAUGGACCAGAAAGACUGUUAUAGUUAUGGUUUUUGUUAUCUACUUUAUUUUCUACUGUUAACUCUAUGCCCCUUGAAACGCAAUGCAAUUUUUUAUAACACUUAAAGUUGAAUAAAUCUUCACAUGUAAUUGAUUUUUACCAUAUCUUUAAUUUGAAGAAGCACUUUGAGUGCUUUUUAUUAGACUUUUGAGAUGAAUGCUAUGUUAAAUGGUACUUUGAGAUAUGGACUAUGUUCUGUUUUUGUGUUGUAGCAGACAUUUCCCCCGUGUGUCGUGGCUCAUGGCCUUACAUUUGUCGGAGUUAGUAAAACUGUUAAACUAACUCCUAGGAGUUUGACACUUUAAAGUGACUUAGUCACUGAAGCGUACUAAUAUUCUCUGAGAGAAAAGAUUAUUUCCAAAAGGCUGAUAUUCCAGGUUUGUGUUUUGGGGGGUUGCAGAUUUCAGAGUGGUGCUGCAGUGUUGAGUUAAUGCUGAACAGAGGGGAGGGGGGGGAGUCCUACCAGCUCAAUGAAUGUUUUCAGAACAGUUCUUGACAAUGGCAACUCGCACAAGAGAGCUACUUUUGCUAAAUAAUAAAUGAAAGUUUUCAGAUAA